UAGCAGAAGAGACGACAACGCGAACGUGAAGCAAAACACAGGGAACAGAACAGGAGUUCAGAGCUCUCGACGCGAUUCGGUAUAGGUGAUGCUGUAAUUAACCUAAGUGAUUUGCACGUUGCAACGAACAACAUCGAGCGAUGGGCGAUAAAUCGGAGGGUUUGAAAACGAACGAGCAGAUCAUAGAAGAGCUGACGAAGGACCUCGAGAAUUCUUGCAUCCGAGCGGGCGAGAACGACUCGCCCGAUUCCACGAGUGCGAGAACUGGCGAUGACAGUUCUUGUAACCGUGCAGAAAAGAACAGUGACGAUGGUAACGAGUGCGAAACGGACAGCGUAUGCGGGAGGAGUAGAAAAGAUUCCGUGGACGAGGAAUCGCUGAAGGACAGAGAUUUAACCCUAUCCGAGAACGAGAAAGAAAGCCUCAAGAACGAAGCAGAGGAGUGUAAAACAAAGGGAAAUGAAUUUUUCAAUAAAGGAGAAUACCAGGAGGCGAUAUCUAUGUACACACAGGGCUUGCAGACUUGUCCCCUGGCAUACAGUAAAGAACGAUCCAUACUGUAUGCAAACAGAGCAGCGGCAAAGUCCAAGUCUCUGGAUCAGGAAUCUGCGAUAUCCGACUGUACAAAGGCCAUCGAAUUAAAUCCAGAUUACGUGAAAGCUUACGUGAGGAGAGCACAAUUGUACGAAGCAUCCGAUAAAUUAGACGAGGCUUUGGAAGACUACAAAAAAAUCCUGACGUUCGAUGCUGCUCAUUCAGAGGCCAAUCACGCGGUUCUGAGAUUACCACCGAUGAUCAACGAGAGGAACGAGAAACUGAAAACGGAAAUGCUCGGAAAACUGAAGGACCUGGGAAACAUGAUCCUGAAACCGUUCGGGCUGUCCACGAAUAAUUUCGAACUGCAGAAAAAUCCGGACAGCGACGGCUACUCCGUAAAAUUUAAUCAGAAUCCUAAUUAAGUCAACGUUGAUCGGUGUACAUUAAGGAAGAAUCGUGAAAACAUGUCGCGUUGUAUUUAUAAGUACUUUACCUACGUUCUAUUCGAAUGCUGUGUGCUUCUUUUAAUAAAAUAAAGAUAUAUAUGUAAACGUUGAAAA
Messenger RNA from Ceratina calcarata, 1097 nucleotides. It is a transcript of the gene Ttc1, whose product is annotated as Tetratricopeptide repeat domain 1. The transcript is spliced from 4 exons. Gene Ontology annotation, molecular function: protein binding. The record is from RefSeq and is a predicted model, not a curated record. NCBI's taxonomy places the organism in Eukaryota, Metazoa, Arthropoda, Insecta, Hymenoptera, Apidae. Bases 141 to 959 code for a protein of 272 amino acids.